AUGUGUUGGUGGAGGAACGUGUUGAUCAAUUUUGUCUUUCUUUUUGCUUCACUCAAUGCUUACAGAGAAGACUGCUUCAUUAACGUAGGCGGAUAUGUUUGCUGCGAUAUGGAUAUGGUAAAAGUGAUGCAAAAUGUGAUGGAAGAGGAUGAUAACUUAUUAAAUGUAGCCAAAAAGAUUCAGGAUGAUGCGUGGUGGAGAAAUGCAAAAUUUGAAACCGUCGUGGCUUAUGAUGAUUUUGCUUACAAAACUCUUUUUAAGGCAGGGAAAGCAUGCAAAGUGUCGAGAAAUGGCAUGCAAGCAAUUAACUGA
Brugia malayi is the source of this 312-nucleotide messenger RNA. RefSeq lists its product as uncharacterized. The coding region runs from base 1 to 312 and encodes 103 amino acids. The transcript is spliced from 3 exons. The record is from RefSeq and is a predicted model, not a curated record. Lineage: Eukaryota; Metazoa; Nematoda; Chromadorea; Rhabditida; Onchocercidae.